AUGUAUUCAAUAUCAUCAUCAUCAUCAUCAAAUAAAUUAAAUUCAACAAUGAAGAUACUUAUUGAUUCAAAGCAAUAUAAAAAAGCUUUGGAUCUUUUUAAUAAACAAUCUCAAAUAUCAACAAAUUUCACAAUAAAUAUGGCAAUAAAAGCUUGUACUAAACUACGUGAUUAUCAAACAGGAUUUAAAAUUCUAGAAGAAUUUUCAUCAAAAUCACGCAAUGAUCCUUAUAUUCAAACAUCAUCAAUACAUUUUUACAUGCAAUUUCAUAAAAUUGAUCAUGCUCAUAAUUUAUUUUUGAAAGCUAUUAACAAAUCAGAUGCAUUGUAUGCAGUUAUGUUUCAAGGUCUAAUUACUAAUAAAGUACCAGAGAAAGUAUUGGAUUUAUUUAAUCAUAUGAAAAUUCAACCUGGUCGUUUUACAAUCACUGCUUUAUUUAAUGCAUGUGCACAACUUUCAAAUGAUAGAGCAAAAACUAUUGGCAAAAAGAUUCUUCAACAGCUAAUGAACAAUAAUCAUUCUGAUAAUAUUCUAUUAAAUUCAGCGAUAUUUAUGUUGAUGAAUUUUGGUGCAAUGAUAAAAGGAUAUCAAGAAAAUCAAGAGUAUGAAAAAGCCUUAGAUUUAUAUGAAAAGAUGAAUUUCAAAGGAAAUAAAGUCAUACAUACGAUUGUGUUUAAUACUUGUACUCAACUUUCAAAUGAUCGAUCAAGAGUUGUUGGAAAAAAACUUCUUAAAACGAUACUCAAUAAUGGUCAACAUGACAAUCUUGUACUUAAUUCAGCAAUACGAAUGUUAACAAGAUUUGAUGAUGUUAAAGAAGCUGAACGUAUUUUUUUUUUGAUCAAAGAAAAAGAUAUCUAUAGUUUUAAUGCAAUGAUAAAAGGAUAUGAGAAAAAUGAAGAAUAUGAAAAAGCUUUAGAUUUAUAUGAACAGAUGAGUUUUAAACCAAACAAUGUAACUUACACAAUUGUAUUUAAUAUAUGUACUCAACUUGCAAAUGAUCGAUCGAAAAAAAUAGGAAAAAAUCUUUUUGAAUUAAUUCUUACUCAUGAUCAUCAAUAUGAUGAUUUUCUAUUAACUUCAGCUACAAACAUGUUAAUGAAAUUUGGAGAUGUUAAGAAUGCUGAACGUAUUUUUCGAUUAAUUCGAGAUAAAAAUAUUAUCACUUAUACUAUAAUGAUAAAUGGAUACAAAAUAAAUCAAGAACCAUUGAAAUUUAAUGCUUAUGGACUUAAUGGGAUGGGUUAUGAAGCUGUUGAAUUAUAUAAAAGAAUUCCAAAUAAUGAACAAGAUGAAAUUUCACAUAUAUGUGUUUUAAAUGCUUGUUCUCAUUCUGGUCUUCUUGAUGAAGCUCAUAUUAUCUUCAAUCAAAUUCAUAUUAAAACAGAAAAAAUUAUAACAACUAUGAUUGAUUGUUUGAGUCGUUUGUUUUUAUUUGAUGAAGCACAAAGUUUGAUUGAUAAUUAUGGAAAAAUAAAUCCACCAAGUCUUAUUAUGUAUAUGGCUAUGCUAUCCGGUACACGUAAUCAUCGUAAUAGUCAAUUAGCUGAAAAAAUAUAUGAUCGUAUGAAAUCUUUAUUUCCUGAUGAAAAACAAUCUCUUUUACCCAGUGCAUUCCUUCUCUCAAAUAUAUAUUCUUCAUUUGGUGAAUAUGAACGAGCAAUGGAUAUUCGAUCUAAACAAGAAAAUGAAUUAGGUUUAAACAUCAAAGUUGGAGUAACAUGGACAAUGGUUAAUGAUGAAUUAGUGGAAUUUAAAGCUCAUGAUAUUUCUCAUCCACGAUCAGAAGAGAUCUAUGCUCAACUUGAUCGUUUAGCAUUAUUAUUAUUUAAACAUGGUCUUACGUUUGAUGCAAGUUGGAUAACUCGUAAAAUUAAUAUAAAUGAAAGUUUUCAAUCAGUUUUAUGUGGUCAUAGUGAAAAAUUAGCCAUUGCUUUUAAUUUAAUUCAACGACCUAUACCAUCAAUCAUUCAAAUUACAAAAAAUCUUCGUAUCUGUGGUGAUUGUCAUCAAGUCACAAAAUUAAUUGCAAAAAUACAACAAUGUCAUAUUAUUGUUCGUGAUGCUAAUCGUAUUCAUCACUUUUAUCCAAAUGGAAAAUGCUCUUUAUCUGUUGUUGAAUCAUCACAAAUAUCAACAAAAUAUGAAAUUUUACUUGAUCAGCAUCAAUUAAAAACAUCAUUAGGUAAUAUAAUAACAAUUGAAAAUGAAUUUCUUACAUUAGCAGCACUUGCACAAGAAUGGAAUCAACAAUAUAAAAAAAUUGAUUUAUCAUCAAUGCAUUUAUAUUCUUUAAUAAAUACAUUUAUUGAUAAUCCAUUAAAAUUUACAAAAAAUCAACUUAUAGAAAAAUUAAUGUAUUUUCUUGAUUGA
Rotaria sp. Silwood1 is the source of this 2373-nucleotide messenger RNA. The record is from the annotation of a GenBank genome assembly. NCBI's taxonomy places the organism in Eukaryota, Metazoa, Rotifera, Eurotatoria, Philodinida, Philodinidae.